CGCACACAUACGCAAACCACACCUAGUUACCUUCAGUAUGGCGUAUAGUUUCAAGCCGCAACCUCAGCUCUCUCUCCUUGAUGAUCAGUAUAUCCCUACAGAAACAUUACGCUCAUUCUCCGAUGCAGUUUUCGACUAUCUUGAUACGCAUUGCGAACCAAAAGGCACCCAGUUGCUUGAGCCGGAAAAGAUGCAGACUCUAGUCUCCUUCGCGCUAGGCAAGGAAGAGCUCCAAGACAAUAUUACAUUCAGUUCUCUACUCUUAGGCUUGACUUUUUUAGCAUAUCAAGUUGAGACAGUUUUCAAUUCUCACGGUCCAUCGGUUACUCGAGCAGGGCUUCUUACUUACCUUCGUUCCAAAAUAAUGGGGAACCCUGUCACAGCCUUAAGGGAUUUCAAAGCAUAUAACAAAGCGAUGCGACUAGGUUCUCCAUUUAUCCGAUCACAAUUCCCUAGGGUGGCAGAUUUAAAGACCAAAGAAUUGGCAUCAUAUGUCCAAGCUAGCUUUGACAAAGCUACCAAUAUUGCUUGUUUUGGGCUAGCUAGUGAAGGAGGUGGAGAAGAGAGCGGAGAAGAGGACGGAUACGGAUACAAUCAUACAGAUAAGUACGGGUCUAACGAUACAGACGAGUACGGGUACAAAUAUACAGACGAGUAUGGGUACAAAGAUACAGACGAAUACGAGUACAAUGAUACAGACGAAUACGAGUACAAUGAUACAGAUGAGUACGGGUACAAAGAUACAGAUGAGCACGGAUACAAAGAUACAGAUGAAGAGGAUGGAAGCGAGCACGAAAAAGUGAAUGAAGUUGAUUUAGAGGCCAUGAAACUAGCAUAUGCCUUGGAGCAAAAGUUUCACCUGGCAGCAAUCGAUCUUAUUGACGGCCCACGUAAAUAUGUCCCGGUCGGCGUGACUUUUGAGAAUCCUACUUGGGUACUCUUUAUGCACUAA
Lobosporangium transversale is the source of this 952-nucleotide messenger RNA. RefSeq lists its product as hypothetical. The record is from RefSeq and is a predicted model, not a curated record. NCBI's taxonomy places the organism in Eukaryota, Fungi, Mortierellomycota, Mortierellomycetes, Mortierellales, Mortierellaceae. The transcript is spliced from 2 exons. Bases 38 to 952 code for a protein of 304 amino acids.